This is a messenger RNA of Aspergillus alliaceus, 993 nucleotides long. RefSeq lists its product as uncharacterized. Bases 1 to 993 code for a protein of 330 amino acids. The transcript is spliced from 2 exons. The record is from RefSeq and is a predicted model, not a curated record. Lineage: Eukaryota; Fungi; Ascomycota; Eurotiomycetes; Eurotiales; Aspergillaceae.
AUGGUCUACCUCAAACCCACCGCAGUUGCCCUAUUUCUCGCCCUGGCCACCUCUACCCUUGCCGACGACAAGCUCCCAAACGACCUCGUAGGCUGCAACGAAGUCUCAUGCACCAAGCACAACGCACAUGACCGCUGCAUCGUCGGCGACCACAGCUUUCUAGGCAUCGGAUUAGCCCGAAUCCCAGAUGUCCCCUCUUCCCUCGAGGGCCUAUCCCUCAUCAAAGGCGUCAACGUAACAACAGGUCUAAACGGUAAAGACAACGUCAAGCAAACCCGCCCCUUCAGAUCAGUCUAUUACCUCGGCGCCCCCUCAAAACUUAAAACCAAAGACCUAGCCGGCUGCGCCGUCAUCUUCAACGACCCGCCAUCCAAACGGUUUGACGGCCCCGAAGUCCACGGCCGAGACCCCAGCGGCGAAGACCGCAACAGUACCGACACCCGCGCGGCGCACGGGACCUGCCCAGAUGUCAUUGAGCAGAAAUGCAUCGACAAGCUCACGGAGCGCGCGAGCAACGGGGUCUAUAAUGGUAAGGGUGACGCCUGUGCAGCACUAGAGCGCGAGUUGAAGAAGAGGUCUUUCGACGAGUGUCAUGAUUUAGGGGGGAAUGGGCGCGGGUUGGGAAAUUUCACGGUGACCUCUUUUGGGAAUUUAACGGCGGUCUCGAAUUCCUCGUCGCCGUGCUGGCCUAUUUUGCCUAAGUCGGAUAAUUUGGCGGAGAUUACUGUUCAGACUGCCUUUGGGAACUAUUCGGCCAAUGCCCUCACUCAACAAGCUUAUAAGGUCACGCCCGUAUUGACUGUGUUCUAUUCCGAUGGCAAUAGAAGCUUGGUGGAUCGGGCCUCUUCUCAGAUGACUUGUCUCAAGAUCGUCACUGACGAAAAUCCGAAUGAUGCUCCGGAUGGAUCUGACAGUUCGGCACCAGGGCUCAAGGGCAGCUGGUUUGUUGCUGGUAUGGCUGUGCUUAUGACGGUCAUUCUUGCGGGGUUGUAG